Messenger RNA from Triplophysa dalaica, 2923 nucleotides. RefSeq names its product amine oxidase copper containing 1 (gene aoc1). Gene Ontology annotation, cellular component: plasma membrane. The record is from RefSeq and is a predicted model, not a curated record. Gene Ontology annotation, biological process: amine metabolic process; response to antibiotic. Gene Ontology annotation, molecular function: diamine oxidase activity; copper ion binding; primary methylamine oxidase activity. Lineage: Eukaryota; Metazoa; Chordata; Actinopteri; Cypriniformes; Nemacheilidae. The coding region runs from base 122 to 2347 and encodes 741 amino acids. The transcript is spliced from 5 exons.
GUUGAUAAAUACAGACGAGUCGAGAAGAGGAGUUCAGAAGAUCUCUGACUGAUUCAAGAAACAUAUACCAGCAUUUUUUGCAGACUCAUCGAGCUCACAACGUGGAAGCUGGAGGGGCAACAUGUGGUUCUGGACACUGCUCUUGGUUUCUCUGGCCUUGCCCACCACCUCAUCAAGAAGUCGGGAGUGGGCCCAUCAAGGAGCCAUGAUGUACGCCGAUCUCAAUCCUCGUGAGAUGUAUGCUGUGAGAGACUACCUGUACUCCUGCAGUGAGCUGGGCCUCACCUCAGCCAGGGACAAGUCUUUAAUGAAGAACAGCAUCCUUCUUAUGGAGCUUCAUGUCCCUCGCAAACACGAGGCCCUGCGAGCGCUGGACAGGGGUCAGGCCAAACCUCCACGUCAGGCACGUGUGGUAGUGCAGUUCGGUAACCAGGCCAAACCCAAUGUGACGGAGUACAUCAUCAGCCCCCUGCCUUUCCCGAGCUCUUAUCAGGCCAAGACUUUUAAAGGCGACCGGUCGGUCAGCUUUGAGUCAAGGCCGAUUACAGUCGUGGAGUACCAACACCUGCAUACAUUUUUGGAAAAAGUUGCAAGUAAAGUCAAUCAGAUUCUUCAGGAGAGCACCGGAUUCACCUACGGUAACUGCACCGACCGCUGUCUGACGUUCUCGGACAUUGCACCUCGUGGGUUAGCACCCGGCGAGAGGAGGACGUGGGUCAUGUUGCAGAAGUUUGUGGAGGGUUAUUUUAUUCACCCAGUGGGCUUUGAGAUCCUCAUCAACCAUAAGGAUUUGGAUCCUGGAAAGUGGACGGAGGAGAAGGUGUGGUAUAACGGACAGUAUUUUGACAGUGUGGAUGAGCUCGUGGAGAAGUAUGAGAAGGGCACGAUCAAUAAACAUAAGUUGCCCGUUCACGAUGAGGAAGAUCUGUUUUCCACUUACAUUCCUCGAGGACACAUGAACACGCGGACGAAUGUUCAUGGAGCAAAGCUUGUAGAACCUCAAGGCCGCAGAUUUCAGGUGGAUGGGAACUUUGUGGAGUAUGCCGGAUGGUCUUUUGCAUACAGAGUGCGCUCUUCGGCUGGAUUGCAGAUAUUUGAUUUACGCUUUAACGGCGAGAGAAUCGCUUAUGAAGUCGCUAUACAAGAAGCCAUCGCAUUUUACUCCGGAGAUACACCCGCCGCCAUGCAGACCAAAUUCAUUGAUGCCGGGUGGGCGAUGGGGACGUCAGAUUACGAGCUGGCUCCAGGGAUCGACUGUCCGGAAAUUUCUCAAUUUGUUGAUCUUUAUCAUUACUAUGACACAGACAAACCUGUACGAUACAGAAACGCUAUGUGCAUCUUUGAAAUGACCACAGGUCUUCCUCUGAGGAGACACUUUAAUAGCAACUUCAAAGGGGGGUACAAUUUUUUCGGAGGUCUUGAAAACCACGUUCUGGUCAUCAGAACUACAUCUACCGUGUACAACUACGACUACAUCUGGGACUUUAUCUUUUAUCAGAAUGGUGUCAUGGAGUCGAGGGUGAGCGCCACCGGGUACAUUCAUGCCACAUUCUUCACGGAGAAUGGACUGAACUACGGAACCAAGGUUUACAACUACGUACUCGGCAACUUGCACACACACCUGAUUCAUUACAAAGUGGACCUUGACAUCGCAGGGAGACACAACAGCUUUGAGUCUAUCGAUCUGAAAUAUGUAAACUUUACUAACCCCUGGAGCCCAGAACACAGCAUCGUUCAGUCUAAACUUCACCGGACGCAGCACCAAACAGAACGCAGCGCUGCUUUCCGCUUUGGAAAGAAGUUUCCAAAAUAUCUGCACUUCUACAAUCCAAACCAAAACAACAAGUGGGGACAUAAGAAGGGCUAUCGGAUCCAGUAUAACUCUCACGCCAACAGUGUUUUGCCACGGGGCUGGAGGGAGGAAAGCGGUAUUUCGUGGUCGAGAUACCCGUUAGCUGUAACCAGACAUAAGGACAAUGAGGUCACCAGCAGCAGCAUCUACACACAGAAUGACCCCUGGGAACCCGUCGUGUCUUUUGAGGACUUCAUUCGCAACAAUGAGAAUAUUGUGAACCAGGAUUUGGUUGCCUGGGUAACAGUGGGAUUUCUUCACAUUCCUCACUCGGAGGACAUUCCCAACACAGCAACUCCAGGAAAUGCGGUGGGAUUCUUCCUGCGUCCCUUCAACUUUUUUGACGAAGAUCCAUCGCUCGCGUCCCGCAGCACUGUCAUUGUCCGGCCGGAUGAAAAGGGUCAGCCGAAGGUUCAGAGAUGGACUCCAGAGGUCAUAGGUCACUGUGUAUCUGACAAGCCUUUCUUCUACAACGGUACAUACGCUGGUGUGUAAACAGAGACUCGGUUUAUUGAAUCUUGUGUUUUGUGCUGUAUAUAACAUUAGAAAAAGUUCAAAAUUUAUGAAAUAGAUGCUAAUUGAAAUGCUAUAUUUACAUUUAUAUAAUGCAGUGCACUUGUUGCAUCAUCACCUGGGAAGCAAAACUAUAAAACUAAUUAUAGAACAUAAAAAACACACCAACAAGCUUGAUUUUUCAACAGUGAUGAAAACAUGAUCGUUGCGACAAAUAAAAAAAAAACAUUUUUGAGCCUGUUAAUGUCGUGAUCACUUAAUAAACAAUGUCCCUGAAACCCCAAAAUCAAAGAGAAUCAAGUAUAUUUUGCAAAAGUUUUUCUGCAAAAAUGAACAUAAAAUUCUGCUGUAUUAUAAUUAAAUAUCAUUAUUCUCAUGUGUUUGUACAUUGCUAAACUAGUAAGUGAAUUUUAUCCAGAGUGACAUACAAAUAAGAGAACAUUUUACAUUUUGUCAGUUUUCAUCAAGAUUUAUUUGUUCGUUUCAUCAUAAAACUAGUGAAAAUCAGACUGGAAAUAAUAUCAGAACCAAAAAAUAAAGUGUGAAAUAUUACCUGGA